This is a messenger RNA of Phycodurus eques (leafy seadragon), 4159 nucleotides long. RefSeq names its product zinc finger protein 8-like. Bases 680 to 1747 code for a protein of 355 amino acids. The transcript has 4 exons. Gene Ontology annotation, molecular function: DNA-binding transcription factor activity; RNA polymerase II cis-regulatory region sequence-specific DNA binding. NCBI's taxonomy places the organism in Eukaryota, Metazoa, Chordata, Actinopteri, Syngnathiformes, Syngnathidae. Gene Ontology annotation, biological process: regulation of transcription by RNA polymerase II. The record is from RefSeq and is a predicted model, not a curated record.
UCAAAUUAUUGUUUCAAGCCAGGGUUAGUGUCUAACAGAGCACAUUCGCUCCCAUUUACGGAGUGUCCCUGAACACACCUUGCGCAUGGUAAACAUGAAUGGCAGCCGCAUUGAAUGGGUUGACAAAUACAAUGUUUAUCCCCCGAUUAAUGAAGGCUCGUAUAUAAUGUGUUCCGAUGGGGGGGGUUUUCCCCCUGGAAGUCCCAAACAAAUUCUGGCAUUUUCUAAAAGUGUUCACAGACGCCAGAAAGAAUGCGUUCUCAAUAACGUUCAUCAGGCAGAAAUGAACUAAGUUGAGUUCACGUUUGCCCAAAAUAUGAACCAGUUCUUGGAACAACACUGGUUAGUUGGGGUAUCCAAGUUGGGUUUCAAGACAGAGUUAGGGUCUCAAAUUAGGCUUUCAAAAAAAGGGGGUUUCAAAUUAGGAUUUGAAGAGAGGGACAGCGUUUCAAACAAGGGUUUGUGUUUUGAGCCAGUGUUAGGGUGUCAAGACAGUUACAGGGUUUCAAACAAGCGUUGGGGUAUCAAAGUAGGGUUUCAACUUCAGCCAGUGUUUGGGUUUCAAGUCUUGGUUAGGGUUUCAAACAAGGGUUAGGGCUUUAAAGUCUCCCUAAUCGCUAAAUGUGGAACAUCAUGUGACCAACGUGGAAAACAGGAUAGCUGAUUUCCUGCGUAUACUAUGCUAACGAGCAUAACUACCGAAAACCUGGUGGUAGACAGAGGAAGUGAUGGAGGAAAUGCUCCACAUCCAGCAGGGGAAAUCAAAUGCCCUGAGAUGGAAGACGCCAACGUUUCCUUCACCGUCAAAGAAGAGAGUCCGGAUGAGGCUCUGUGGAUCAGGGAUCCAGCCGGCUCUGGUUCAUCUUUGCAGUACCAAAAUGUGUCCGAGGGGUUUGAGGAGGACCGCCAGAAGACUGCCUCUAACUUUGGGGACUCGUUCGCAUCGGGCAAGCAUGGCGGCGAGGCGAGCGGCCUCCACUUGCUGGUCAAGACGGAGAAGGAGGAGACGGCGUGCCAGCUUGGCGCCACCAAACAAAACCAACUGGCUGACUUGUCCCUGGACGAGCGCGACCACCAGCUGUGGUCAUCCAUCAUCGACGGGGACGACAUUGACUCUGCUUUCCCGGACUUUUCCAGUGUGGUGGACGAAUAUUCGGAUGCCUUUCCAGAGCAGCCGCGAAAGUCGGGCAGCGUCUCGCAUCUGCCCUCGCAGCGGUCUUGUAAUAGCGCCUACGAUGGCGAGGACCCGGCGUCCUCCACCUUUCCACCCAGACCUCAGUCGGACCCACGCAAGGAGCAAGUCUACCCGCAAAGGCGUCCCGAAGUCGGGGAACCCGCGGACGAACUGGCAGCGACCGCCUCGCAAGGCGCUUUCGCCCACUCUGACACGACCCACCGGCCCUUCCCGCGAGGCUUUGCCUGCGCGCAGUGCGGCAAGACCUUCUCGCGCCUGCACCAGUUCAAGCUGCACCAGCAGAGCCACAAGCGCAAACGGGCCUUCUGGUGCGCCGUGUGCGGGAAAGGCUUCCAGUGCUCGUCGCACCUCAGCAUCCACCACCGCACGCACACUGGCGAAAAGCCCUACGGCUGCCUGCAGUGCGGAAAACGCUUCACGCAACAGAGCAGCCUGCGCGUGCACCAGCGCACACACAGUGGUGAGCGGCCGUACAACUGCACACAGUGUGGAAAGACCUUCAUCCUCAUGCACCACCUCAAGCGACACUGCGUCAUCCACACUUACGGCUGAGGGGCUUUGACAGCUUAGCAUAGACAUUGUACAGCUUAUUUUUUGACCAUGCAAGACGAAGGAAUGGUGCUUUUCUUGGUUUUAAAGGCCCAGAUUGGACCGGACUGCCUUUCCACGAAGCGGUAUAGUUGUGUCAGGUACCAAAAUACCCUGGUACCAGAAGCUCCUCUUAACAGAAACUCGCAUGACUCAAGUCUGACUUGUUGGUUGAGGUUUUCCUUGGUUUUAAAGGCCAAGAUUGGAUAUGACCACAUUUCCACCGAGCGUACUGUGGUGAUGGAUAUUAAAAUGACCCACGCAAGGAGCAGGUGCACCAGCAGAGGCGGCCCCGAGUCAGGGAACUGACUGACGGAGUGGCAGCGGCUGCUUCACAAGUUGCUUUCGGCCAUGCAGGCCACGACCGGGGCGCUGUCCGCUGCCCCUUCCAUAUAUCGGUGCAUGCACAGUUGUGACCGGCUGUUCGACUUCACCAAGUGUGGAAUUGUGCUUGUUCCAUUUGCCGUCGGCUACCUUUCUGCCCAGACCUCAGGUGGAUCCACGCAAGGAGCAGGUCUGCGCGCAGUCAGGGAAUUAACCGACAGGGCAGCGUCAGCCGCGUCGCAAGUCGCUUUCACCCCUGCCAUCCACCAACUGGACACAGCCGCUUCUACACUGAGUGUGGCAUUGUGCUUGUUGGACCCGCUGCCGGCUACCUUUGUGCAAGGAGCAGGUCUACCUGCAAAGCUGUCCCCAAGCCAGGGAAGCGUCUGACCUGGACGUCGCUCAACGGCCCUUCCACGCACCCGUGCACGACAGCGGUUGGACUCGCCGUCGGCUACCUUUGCGUGGCCGCGUGCGUCGCUUUCGGCCCUUCGGGCACUACCCGUCUCCACCGCCCUUUACGUUCACGCACAGUGGCGAAUGGCCGUUCGACUGUGCCGAGUGCGGGCAGUAUUGUGCUUGUUGGACUGACUGUCGGCUACCCUCCUGCCUAGACCUUAGGUGCACCCAUGCAAAGAGCAGGUCUAGCCGCAGAGGCGUCCCCAAGUCGGGGAACCGUCUGAAGAGGUGGUGGUUGCAUUGCAAGUCGCUUUCCGCCCCGUCUGCCACUAGCCGGACACUGCCCACCAACCCUUGGUGUGGGUCGCCUGCGCGCAGUGCAGCAUGAUCGUCAUCCUCAUGCACCAUCUUCAAGCGACACCCCGUCAUCCACACCUUAGCAUUGACAGUUAUUUUUUGACUAUGCAACAAGAGAGAAUGGUGCUUUUCUUGGUUUGAAAGGCCCAGAUUGGACCGGACUGCCUUUCCACGAAGCGGUAUAGUUGUGUCAGGUACCAAAAUACCCUGGUACCAGAAGCUCCUCUGAACAGAAACUCGCAUGACUCAAGUCUGACUUGUUCCCAUGGAAUUAAAUCUGUGACGUCUCCUUUUAAUUAAAUUAUUCUUGUUGAAUGAAUUGCUUUGGUGUGUCAUCAUGGCAUCACAAAGCCAUUACUGUACAAGUUAACCUGUGGUUUGAUAGUCUUUAUGGUAUUCCUCAUCAUAAUUUAUAUUUAUGAAAAUAUCACAAAAUACUUCAAGUAGCCACAACAUUCAGGCAGUGGUUAAAAUGUUUUGCGCAAAUGGUAACAAAUUAAGUUUGGCAUUAGGGUUCAAAUUAGGGUUUCAAGCCUGGCUAAGUGUUUCAAACAAAGGCUCAGGUUUCGAAAUAAGGUGUCAUGCCUACGUUUAGGUUUCAAAGAUUUCAAGACAGGUUUAGAAUUUCAAAUUAAGGAUGAAAGACCGUGUUAGGGUUUUAAGUUUUUUGUUAGAGUUCCAAAUGAGGAUUUCAAGACAGUGUUAUGGUUGUUAUGUUUGACAAGACUACAAAAUACUUGUAAUUAGUGUUUUAAGAUUGCAUUACGAAGGUCAUGUCCAUGUCAUAGUUUGGUAGUUCUUUUCAACAUUUGUUGCAGUCUAGGAGUUGCCACCAGGGAGCAGUCUAAAUCUUAACUCGAUGCUGUAGCCACAACAGGAACAGGAAAAAUGUUUUCCCUUCAUAAAAUACCCAUCAUUCCAUUUUCCGUAACGCUUCACUAGAGUCACGGGGACGUGCUGGCGCCUAUCUUAUCUAACUCGGGCCAAAGGCAGGGUACACCCUGAACUGGUCGCCAGCCAAUCACAGGCCACAUAUAGACAUACAACCAUUUGCAACGGGCAAUUUAGAGUCUUGAGUUAACCUGUCACAUGAGAAAACCCACGCAGGCAGAGGGCACUGUGCCACCCACAUAAAAUACCUACUAAAUGUAAUAACUGGGCAAGAGAAGUGGGGUACACGCUGGAUUGGUCCCCAGCAGGCACAUGGCGAGAAACAAGAAUUCACACUCUCAUUCAAACUUUGGACAAUUUCAAGUUUCCCUCUGACGUGCAUGUUUUUUUUUUUUUUUUUUUUUU